This is a messenger RNA of Apis dorsata (giant honeybee), 1415 nucleotides long. Its product is annotated as fibroblast growth factor 1-like. The coding region runs from base 449 to 1147 and encodes 232 amino acids. Gene Ontology annotation, molecular function: growth factor activity; fibroblast growth factor receptor binding. Gene Ontology annotation, cellular component: cytoplasm. Gene Ontology annotation, biological process: positive regulation of gene expression; fibroblast growth factor receptor signaling pathway; regulation of cell migration. Lineage: Eukaryota; Metazoa; Arthropoda; Insecta; Hymenoptera; Apidae. The record is from RefSeq and is a predicted model, not a curated record. The transcript is spliced from 6 exons.
CGCCUCCCGUGUACCCGUUUUUAAUUUAGUCUACCUCGAAUUGCUGACCACCGCUGACUACGCCGUCUAACCAAUAGGCCGGCGUCAUAUCCAGUAUUAUCCAACGUGUAGUCACGACGUGUAGCCGGAGCCGGCUCAGUCGUGUGAUAAACGCGGAGGCACCUGGGUAGGCUCUGCCGCGUCUGCACAUCCGUCGACCGCCUCAGUGAAUCGUCCUCGAACAAUGGAUCCGUGAACCCCGUGAAACGGAACCGCGGACAGCUGAUCAAUUGGUUGCUUAACCAUAGUGUUUCGAAAACUAUUGUGUCGAUCGAUCGUCGUGUUUUUGUUUCCUUCGAAUCCUGAUCACCGUGAGAUCCAGUGGAAAUUGGAAUAUUGGAUAUUUGGUACCAUCCAGGAAGUUGAGAAAAUCAAGGUAUCAACUUGGUGGAAGAAUUAUCAUAAGAGAAUGAGCCUUCGUUGGAUUCACGAGAACUUGGAGGCACCGACAUGCGACGAGGAAUGCAGCGACAUCGAUGACAGUUGUAGCGACGAUAGCUACGAUUCCGAUCUAUCGAUCGGCGAGGAGAAAGGGCCGGGUAGCGAAAAGGAGAUCAAUGGGGAUCGUAGGAGGAAAAGGGAGACCAGGAGGCAUCCGACCACUACAGUGAAGUUCGACGAGAACGGAACUUCGCAUUACAUCACGUCGGAAUCGGUUAAACGCUCUCCUUGCGUAAUAUGGGAUCCUAGGAAACCGGCACAAAAUCCUGUGUACAAUUGUUUGGUAAUCAAAUUGUUCUGUCGAACCGGAUAUCAUCUCGGUGUGUCGGAGUCCGGUCGUGUUCGAGGCUUGAGUGCUACGAAUGAACCACAUGCUUUGCUUCAUAUCAUACCGGUGUCGUUUGGAGUGGUACGAAUACAAAAUAUCGAGACUAGUCUUUAUCUAGCUUUCAACAAGAAAGGUCGUUUGUAUGGAGAGUUAAAUGGAAAUAAAGAUAAUACUGAAUGGGAACAAUGGAACGUUGGUUCUUACGAUGCUUUUCGAUCGCGAAAGUAUGCGAAUUAUGGAUGGUGGAUAGGAAUAAAGAAGAAUGGUCGUGCGAAACCAGGACCAAGAACUAGUUGGGGCCAAAAAUCGAUACAAUUUUUAGCUAUACGACAAGAAUAAUUUCUAUGAACAUUUUAUAUAUAUUUACAAUAAAUUAUAUAGAGAUGGUUAUUUGAAUUAUUGACGAAAGAAAAUAAAAAAAAUAAAAAUUUAAAUUUAAAUGAAAUAAAUUAAGUCAAAUGACAAAUCAAAUGCAUAAUACGAAUUAAUAUAAAACUUUGUAAUAAAUGUAAUUUUUUACUAACAACGAAAAUCAAAUGUUCUCAACAGGAAAAAUAUACAAAUUCGUUACUUUCUAUGAGAAAUAAAUAAUUGUUUUCCAAUAGAA